CUUUCAAACCAGCCAAAGACAUCCUCUUGUCCAUCCCAUGGACUGGUUUUCUCCCGUCAUGCACUCCGUCUUCUAUGGACAGAAUGCUUCAAGAAGUCCAUAGAAGCUGGCCGCUCAUCUCUCAAGCGGUAUUCGUCUUGGCCAGAACGACAAAAACUUCCAGCGCUCUCUUGUUCGCGUCAAUUGAACUUGAAACUCUGGUCAGUAUAGACCAAGGUCCGAGAGAGCUGAGGAGAUACGUGAGGCAGUGCCAAACAUGAUCACGGGGUGCAAAUAUUGACUUUCAACCACAUAAGAUCAUGAUUUGGACCACCGCUAUUCUGUGCCUGGAUCUGACCUCGAGGCUGAUUUUGGAUUGCACUCAAAAUUGUGCUAAUGGCACGGCUUUGAUCCAGCACUGGUUCCAUUCUGAGGAGGAAAUGUUCCUCAAGAGCUUGGAUGACGGUUCAUAUUUUUCCAAGAAGAUCGGGGAAGCCAAGCAGGACUUUCAAAACCAGACCUUCAGUGAUUUCUACAGCAACCUGUGGGAUGUGUAUGCCAAGGAUCACCAGGUCAAUGGAACCAUGCCCAAAAUCCAAUUCAACGAUUCCGUACACAACUUCAGUGCAUUGGAGCAAAACAACGAUUCCUUAAUCUUCUAUUUGGAGGUCCAAAACGUGACUGAUUUGAGCUCGGAGUAUUUCUUCAAAGAUGAGGAUGACGAGUGGUCUUCGGUGGAACAAGACACAGAAUCCAACGAAAGCGGAACGGAACCAAGACGGCCAAGAAGGCGGAAACGACCUCGUCGAAGGCAUCGUUUCAGAACACACAAACUCCCACAUCGAAGCUUUCGCUUCAGAUCGAAAUUGACUCCCAAAACAAGACGAAAGCUGGAUUCCAAACGAAGUAGAAGGAUUUCCAGAAAUCGUCAGCCUCAUGCUUUUGUCAAGUACAAAUCCCGACUGACUCCUCCGAGGUCGCAAAGAAGAUUUGGAUUGGAAGGCCGUAAGGACGAAACUCCGAACGAAGGCAGGUCCAUUGACUUAGCAAGUGAUCGCCGAGAUACGGGUAUUAAGAACAUUAUCACCUCGUUCUUCCCGGCUUUUCUCACUAUUAGUAGUUUGCUUGGCUUUGGAGUUGGAACUCUCUUUGGGGAUGAUGAAAAUUCUAUCACGUUCAAUCCAACAAUAUCCUAUGCUGGUGACAACAUCACUUUUACCGUCACUGAUACAGAUACAAUCACCAAUGGGAACGAACAAAGGCAAACAGCAUCAGCCACAAACGAUAUCACUAAUACGGAUAACAACGUGAUCCAGACAUCCAUCAUUCCAAUUGUUAUUAACACGGAUGGGACGGUCACGGUUAUGGGUCCAAUCAACGGCAUCGGACGCUCUUUCGCGGAUCACCUGACUGGUGAUGCCAAAUAUCGAGUCAUCAACAGACGGGAAUUCGCCUAUGGAACCCUGCCAACUGAUGCGCUCAAUAGAAUCACGGAUUUCUUUGGUGUUCCUGUCGAGUUCUUUAAUGAUGUCUCCGACACCAAUUCUAAUGAUGAUGAAGCGGAAGAGUUGGAUCCACGGUCUCAAUCCAACCAAUCGGGUCCUAUGCGUCACAUAGUAAACGCUGUUCAAACCUAUGUGUUUGGAUAAAUACGAGGUUAAAUAUGAAUUUACUGUUCCCAUGUAUCCAAAAGGUAGAAAAUAAAACCAAUAUACUUGGACCAAAAUCA
Tigriopus californicus is the source of this 1708-nucleotide messenger RNA. RefSeq lists its product as uncharacterized. Lineage: Eukaryota; Metazoa; Arthropoda; Copepoda; Harpacticoida; Harpacticidae. The record is from RefSeq and is a predicted model, not a curated record.